UUCAUGAAUGUCUCCACUGUCACUGAGUUCAUCUUCCUGGGUAUCUCCUGCUCCCACUCCAUCCAUCUCCUUUUCUUCCUCCUGGUCUUGGUCUCCUAUACCACCAUUAUGUUGGGCAACCUUCUCAUCGUGGUCACUGUGAACACAGAGCCCCGCCUCCACCAAUCCCCGAUGUACUUUUUCCUAGCUAGUUUGUCCGUCAUCGACUCUGGCUUGGGGAGUGUGGCCGCCCCAAAGAUGAUGGCCGACCUGGUGACCUGUGACAGAACCAUUUCCUUUGGGGGCUGCAUGGCCCAGUUCUUCUUCCUCCACUUUCUGGGCGGUUCGGAGAUGCUCCUCCUCACACUCAUGGCGUACGAUCGCUACGUGGCCAUUUGCCAACCCCUGACUUACACAGCCACAAUGAACCGCCCGCGCUGUGUCCGGCUGCUCGUUUCAUGCUGGGUUGGAGGCUUCGUCCAUUCUGCGAUCCAACUGGUCCUGAUCCUCCGGCUUCCAUUCUGUGGCCCAAAUGAGCUGGACAGUUUCUACUGUGAUGUUCCUCAGGUGGUCAGGCUGGCAUGCACCAAUGCCUAUGUUACGGAGCUCCUCAUGGUGGCCAACAGUGGCCUGCUCUCCCUGGUCUCCUUCCUCAUCUUGAUGGUCUCCUAUGGUGUCAUCAUAGCAACUCUGAAGGGUCAUUUCAAGGAGAGGGGAGGGAAGGUUCUGUCCACCUGCAGCUCUCACUUGAUGGUGGUUAGCCUGAUUUUCGUACCCUGCCUUUUUGUGUAUCUCAUACCAUUCUCCAGCUCCAGGGUGGACAAGAUGGCUUCAGUAUUCUACACUGUCAUCACGCCUGCCCUCAAUCCUAUCAUAUAUUCUCUAAGGAAUCAUGAAAUGAAGGAGGCUAUGGGGCGGUUGAAGAACAAGUGCAUUUUCUGCCAUUCUCGUGUGAAGGGAGAACAAAACUGA
Messenger RNA from Euleptes europaea (tarantolino), 951 nucleotides. RefSeq names its product olfactory receptor 4Q3-like. The record is from RefSeq and is a predicted model, not a curated record. Gene Ontology annotation, cellular component: membrane. Gene Ontology annotation, molecular function: olfactory receptor activity; G protein-coupled receptor activity. NCBI's taxonomy places the organism in Eukaryota, Metazoa, Chordata, Lepidosauria, Squamata, Sphaerodactylidae. The coding region runs from base 4 to 951 and encodes 315 amino acids. Gene Ontology annotation, biological process: G protein-coupled receptor signaling pathway. The transcript has a single exon.